Molecule: messenger RNA, 1410 nt
Organism: Mesorhabditis belari
Lineage: Eukaryota; Metazoa; Nematoda; Chromadorea; Rhabditida; Rhabditidae
Source: the annotation of a GenBank genome assembly
AUGGAUGAUGAUAUAAUCUCCUAUGCACGGAAACCAACAAAAUUCGGAAGAUUCAAGCUAUCAGUGAAGAUCGUUUGUCGACGAAUUUACAAGCAGCUUCGAAAGCUUGUGUUCUCAAUCGUUCGCCGCUUGGGAUUCCGCGUGGAGGUCGAAGAGCUGUACCGUUCAGAAGACCAAUAUGAUCGAAUUCGUCAAAAGAUCGAGCUCUUUUCCCAUCUCAACCGUCAAGGAUAUGAUUGUUGUGCUGAUGUUUUGGUUGGGAUGGAGACUGAAAGAGGCAUCAUGCUAAAGCAGGAAGAACAUCUUGAAUCUCUUCGUCUCGUUGUCGCGAUGAUGAAGAAACACAUUCACGACAAAGUUCUUCAAGGAGCUGCUUUAAACACCUUGUGCCACAUUCUGCAAAGAAUCGCAACGUGCAAAGAGAUGAGAAAUGAGAUUUUGAGUGUUCUUCUCAAAGGAAUGGAAAUCCACCUUGAUGAUCGUGAGCUGACAAAACUCUACUGUGACUCACUCGCCUAUUUCGAUAUCCCACAAGAUGUCGAUGACUAUAAUCGCUUGGCUUUCUUGUUCACAAGCAUUCUUCAAAAGCAUCUCCCGGAUAAAACCAUCCAGAAGACUAUGGUUUUUCGCUUGAAUACAAUGGCUUCUCAUUCGAAUGAGAAUCAAAAAGUGCUCAUCGGAUCACUGGGAGUUAUUGAGCUUGUCCUUUUGCUCAUUGGAGGAAAAAUUGAAACUGGUGACGGUGACUAUUUGAUGGAAACCGCUUGGAGUUUUCUUUGGACUAUUACAGAUAACACUCCAAUGAACUGUGAGAAGUUUUUGCGUGAAUCCGGCUUAUCUCUUUUCGAGGACUGUUAUCAAAAGUUUUAUGAAAAACAAGAAAUCGUUUACAACAUGAUGGGUGUUAUUGGAAAUUUGGCUGAAGUUGAGAUGCUUCGUUGUCAAUUGAUGAAAGAUGAGCUGCUCACGAUCUUCUGUGAACUGCUGAGUGUCGGUGAUCUUUCGAUGGAGAUUUCUUACAAUAGUGCCGGUGUUCUCGCUCAUCUCGCAGCUGAUAAAGCACUCCCAUGGAAUCAAGUAUUGAUUUGUCGACAACGAGUCAUGGAGAACAUUGUCAAGGCAACGUGGGCCUGGAAGCUUGAGGCUCGUCGAUUCAUAAACUAUGACACAUUCCAACCAUUGCUUAAAUUGCUUUCUGAAACGAAUGCUUUCGGGAGUCGUCAUUGGGCUGUUUGGGGUAUCGCUCAUCUUACAACUACUUACCCAAAAAAGUAUUGUCAACUGUUGGAGUGUGAAGGCGGUGUGCAGAUUCUCGAAGAUUUGAGUGAUGAUGAGAAUGCAACUGGAGAGAUUCAAGAAUUAGCCUCGAUCGCUCUCAAUAACAUCAAGACUUGGGUGGGAAAAGAAAAU